Molecule: messenger RNA, 1028 nt
Organism: Nelumbo nucifera (sacred lotus)
Lineage: Eukaryota; Viridiplantae; Streptophyta; Magnoliopsida; Proteales; Nelumbonaceae
Source: RefSeq, a predicted model, not a curated record
AGAACCAUCCGGUAAUCACAAUUCACAACUCUCAGACUCGGACUCAGAAGUCACGUAAUACCCCUUGACCUCGCAACUGGCCAAGGUUUCUGUUUCUUUUCCAAAUUCCAAUCCCUCCUCUCUCAGCCGUUUGUAAACAUAAGUUCGUCUUCUUCCCAUCCAUUUCCGUCUUGAUUCGAAUCGUCUAGGAGUUAAGUCUUACUUAUUUCAAACCUCCAAACACACGGAGGAGGCUCCUUCAGUCGACCAGCUCCCAACUCAAGCUCCGAGAAGGGAAUAAGGAAUGCUGCAUCGAAACCUCAUUAAUAGGGCACGUUUCAUCGUGGUAUUCUCCUGUGUCCUCCUCGUCGUCGUAGAGUGCUCAAACCCUCAGGUCAAAUGUAGCAAAACUUGCGUAGCAGACAACUGUAACUCUGUCGGAAUUCGAUACGGGAAGUUCUGUGGAGUAGGGUGGACGGGUUGUCCUGGAGAAAAGCCGUGCGACGAUCUCGAUGCGUGCUGUAAGACUCACGAUGAAUGCGUCGAGAAGAAAGGUCAGACUUGGUCAGACUUGGGAAUGUCAUCCAAAGAUAAGGUCCUGAAAGCACAACACACGCAGCAUGGAAGAGGAACAACCAUACAGGUGCUUCGUGAUGCUGAAACUGGAAAUAAUAUAACUGAAUGAUUUCAUAUGGACGAGGCCAUUGAAACGAUGCAUAUUGUUUUUUGAAACAGAAGAUAAUUUUUUAUCAAUAAUUUGAAGGUUCUAUUAGAAGCUAGAAAUAUUAGUGUUGCAGAACUGAUUUGGGGAAGUCAUGGCCGAUAUCUUGUGGCAUCAUCGUUGAUGCUUAAGACCCUAAAUGUGCCCGGUCACCUUUCAGUAGAAGAGUUUUUAUGUGUUACCCAUCUGAUCUGGCCAAUAUGAUGUGAUUUAGACAUUAUAUGGGGAAUUGCGACAAAUCUACAAAUAUCAUAUGGGUUCAACUCAACUCAACCAACCCUCUUUUUCCAACUGUGGUGUUAACUAGAUGAAUCUUGUUUUGACCUUC